Molecule: messenger RNA, 936 nt
Organism: Solenopsis invicta (red fire ant)
Lineage: Eukaryota; Metazoa; Arthropoda; Insecta; Hymenoptera; Formicidae
Exons: 2
Coding region: 301-783 (160 amino acids)
Source: RefSeq, a predicted model, not a curated record
GCCACUACUCUCUCUUUUUCUCUAUAUAAAACUUUUUUACUAGGUGUCUUAUAAGCAUUUAUGAAAUAUAAAAACUAUAUGACAUGUCAUAGAUACAUUGUUAUACAAUAUAGUUUUAAGAAAAACUACGCAUAUGACUUAUAAUAAUAUCUUAUAAAUUUUCAGAAAUUCAAAGUGUGUCACAAAAAGAUUUUCAAAAUCGACGAAACAUUACGACAGCUUGGAUUAUCAGUGAAAUAUGACAACUUAUAUUUUAUUACGAUUGGAACAAUAACCAUUUGGAUUACAGGCACUUUCAUUAUGAGUAUUGCAGUUUUUAUUGACUUACAAAUACGCGCAAACGUAUUUACUUCAAUUUACAUUAUACUUGUGUAUUCAUAUUCAAUGGCUGUCAAUUCUAUUAAUAUCUUUGAAUUCUACAUAUUUGUAAGAUGCUUAAAAAUGAAAUUUGGAUUGGUCAACCAACUGUUGUGUGAUAGUUUAUCAAAUUUAUCAACCAAAGAGAGGAAAUUGGGCAUCUUUGAAAUGAAAGAUUUUGCAAAACUCAUAAAUGUCGAACAACAAAAGCAAAUUCUUUCCGUGGGAUCGAUAUUUCGAUACCGUCAGCAAAUACAAUCUCGCGGAAUAAACAUUUCUAUAUUAGAAAAGAAUCCGGUUGUACCCCAGCUUCCAUCCCAAAUUGAAAAACAGUUAAAAAAUAAUCUAAAAAAUCCAUCUGGAAGGUAUAAUUCCACGAUGACAAUAUGUCAAGAACGUAAAUAUUUGUUGCAAGUAAUCAAGUGAGUAUAAAAAAUUAUGAAGUUCUUUGUUAUGAAAUAAACACAAAAAGUACAUAUAGAUUAAAUUGCAUUAGUUUUAUCAUUAUUUACCACAAAUUAAAUCACACUCAGUUUUAAAAAAGUUUUUUUAUAAAUAAAGAUCAAUUCAAUGUCCAUU